AUGGGCUCCUACCUCUCCAUUGUCAACAACACCGACGACCCGUGGACCUGCAAGCUCGGACCUGAUGAGGCAGCUCUCCAGAUUGCCGGCAUUGCCAUCUCUGUCGUCGGAACUCUCGCCACUGUAAUUGGCACAGCCGGUGCUGCCGCUCCUGUUGCCUCUGCUCUCGCUGCGAAUGGAGUCGUCUCAGUAUUUGGGGUAUCAACAAGCGCGUUAGCGGCAGGUGCGACUGCUGCCGCCAGCGUCACCUCUGCAGUUGCGAUCACUGGCUCGGUGUCUGGAUUCGGUAUUGCUGUAGCGCAAGGCAUCAACGACCACCUCAUCACGGAUGGAUACGUCAAUAUCGCACCUGGUGAGGAGCACAAGUGGGGCAAGAUGAGCCUGUCGCUCUGGCAGCAAGGAACUUGUGUCCGCACCACGAUCGUGGAUGAAAAGACCGUCACGACGGACACGCUAUACAUGCGUCCGAUCUUCAGUGGAGCCACGGACAACUCCAACAUUGGCCACGAGAUCCAGUUCUGGAUCGACAAGUUUGGCCUUGAGACGAGCACCGUGACGGCUACGUCGGAACAGCAGAGCAAACACCACCACCACCACCACCAUCGUCAUCACCACAAGGAAGGAGGCCACCACCACCAGAAAGAAGAAGAGCAGCAAGAUGGACAAACCGUUUACUUCUACGUCAACGGCACGAACACCUAUGACCCGCACUUUAACUAUAACUAG
Molecule: messenger RNA, 726 nt
Organism: Phytophthora nicotianae INRA-310
Lineage: Eukaryota; Oomycota; Peronosporomycetes; Peronosporales; Peronosporaceae
Exons: 1
Coding region: 1-726 (241 amino acids)
Source: RefSeq, a predicted model, not a curated record